Lolium rigidum is the source of this 1519-nucleotide messenger RNA. RefSeq names its product heat stress transcription factor A-9-like. Lineage: Eukaryota; Viridiplantae; Streptophyta; Magnoliopsida; Poales; Poaceae. Gene Ontology annotation, cellular component: nucleus. Gene Ontology annotation, biological process: regulation of transcription by RNA polymerase II. Gene Ontology annotation, molecular function: DNA-binding transcription factor activity; RNA polymerase II cis-regulatory region sequence-specific DNA binding. The coding region runs from base 1 to 1227 and encodes 408 amino acids. The transcript has 3 exons. The record is from RefSeq and is a predicted model, not a curated record.
AUGGGGUCUAAGAAAGCGUCGCCCCCGCCGCCUGCCUCCGCCGGCGCCGCGUCCGCCUCCGCGUCGACGUCCGCCGCGGGGGCCUCGGCGGGGAAUGCGCCGGCGGCCGUGGGGCCGGUCCCGAAGCCGCCGGAGCUGGCGCCGUUCCUCACCAAGGUCUACGACAUGGUCUCCGACCCGGCCACCGACAGCGUCAUCUCCUGGACCAAGGCCGGCAGCAGCUUCGUCGUCUGGGACGCGCACGCCUUCGAGCGCGACCACCUCGGGCGACACUUCAAGCACGGCAACUUCAGCAGCUUCAUCCGACAGCUAAACACAUAUGGAUUUCGUAAAGUUGACCCUGAUAGAUGGGAGUGGGCCAAUGAAGGCUUUCUUAGGGGCCAAAAGCAUCUUCUGAAAACCAUCAAGAGAAAGAAGAGACAUAAUGAAGCUGGUGGUGAGUUGGAGAAGAAGGCACCUGCCAGAACUGCACCUGCACCUGGUACUGAAAAUAUUGAAAUCGGAAAAUACGGCGGCCUGGUAAAGGAGGUUGAAACCCUUAAGAGGGAUAAAGCUCUUCUCAUGCAGCAGCUUGUAGAUCUCAGGCACUACCAGCAAGGCUCAAACCUUGAAGUACAGAAUUUGAUUCAACGCCUUCAAGUAAUGGAACAGAAUCAGCAGCAGAUGAUGGCACUUCUAGCAAUUGUUGUCCAGAACCCUAGUUUUCUCAACCAGCUUGUGCUGCAGCAGCAGCAGCAACAGCAACAGCAGCGCAGGAACAACUGGUGGAAUGCUGAUGGAAGCAAGAAAAGGAGGUUCCCUGCUCUAGUGCAGGGUCCACUAACUGAUCAGGGGACUUCUGGUGGAGGGGCUGAAAUUAUUCAGUAUCGGCCUCAUGUCCCUGGAACUUCUAGCCAAGUAAUAGCAGAUGAAACAUUUUGUUCCGACACCGCACAGCCAAUCUCAAGUCCUGCACUUGACAUGCCCAUGGAGAUGGACACUCAAACGACCUCAGACAACCUCAACACACUUGAUUCAUCUUGGGACUUCCUUCCUGACACGUCUGCUCUACCGGACUUGGACAUGGAUCUUUGUUUUGACGAGAACGGGCAACUUAUACUUGAACCACCAUUGGAGGACACUAUUCAAGGUUUAAGUGUUCAAGAUUAUGAUUUUCCAGAGUCAGAGCAGGACACUCAGAUGGAAGCACUGCAAAACUACAGAAAUCCUCAACAUGAUUCCAGGUGAUCAAAGCACCACAGAGGAAUGGUCAAUUGGUGAUGUUGAGUUGAACCAGGUGGGUGCCAUUGCACCCUGAAAACUGUGGUCAUGCUCAGAGUCAGUGUAGUUUAGCAAUACUCAAAAGACUUAACUCUUAUUGACCAUACAUGAUUCUUUUGUUGUUACUUCGGGCAUAGGAUUGGGAUUUUGUGCUCCCCUACUCUCCUUGUCAUUACAUAGAAUACCUGCCAGCAUGGAAUUCACUUGGCGUAUAUACUGCUGUGUUUGUUUUGUAAAUGUCAAGCUGUUCUGAACAUCA